AUGGCCAGCCAAAUGCAAAUCCAAUUUCAACACUCAGAAGAUCCCAAUCAAUCUCUUCAUGUUCAGAAUUGGAAGGCUCCAUUCAAUGUUGUUGGUGGUGCAAGCAUGUUUUGUUAUCAUCCACCGUCAAAGGAGGUCCCCGUAAUCCUUUGUUUCCUAUUACUUGCAAUCAUAUCUGAGCGCCAGCCUCAUGAUCUCGAUGAUGGAUGUGAGGGCGAUGAUGAUUUUGAUGAUGAUGUUGGUGACGUUGAUGGCGAUAUUGACGACGUUGAUUACAGCAACGAUGCUUUCUCAAAUGCCAUAGAUGUGUUCUCAUUGUCAGAGGCAAUAGACAUUAUGGAAAAGAAAGCAUAG
This is a messenger RNA of Prunus armeniaca (apricot), 354 nucleotides long. The record is from the annotation of a GenBank genome assembly. Lineage: Eukaryota; Viridiplantae; Streptophyta; Magnoliopsida; Rosales; Rosaceae.